Messenger RNA from Ostrea edulis (European flat oyster), 1578 nucleotides. RefSeq names its product ATP-dependent DNA helicase RecQ-like. Gene Ontology annotation, biological process: double-strand break repair via homologous recombination. Lineage: Eukaryota; Metazoa; Mollusca; Bivalvia; Ostreida; Ostreidae. The transcript has 3 exons. The record is from RefSeq and is a predicted model, not a curated record. Gene Ontology annotation, cellular component: nucleus; cytoplasm; chromosome. Bases 159 to 1559 code for a protein of 466 amino acids. Gene Ontology annotation, molecular function: ATP binding; four-way junction helicase activity; 3'-5' DNA helicase activity.
CAAUCUGACUAAAGUACAGACCUAUAUUAUUAUAUAUAUAGGAUCUGAUAACUCCCCAUAAGAGGUCAUGUUCUGGUGAACUUUGUAUUUGCAUAUUGCAUCAUAAUUUGAUCCAAUCAGAUAACGCGUUUCAAAUGAAGCGCGGUGUAUAAACAAAAAUGGCGGAUAUUGAACGAGUAGUGGAAGAAGUUUUGAAAAAAUUUGGCGUUAAGUGUUUAAAGGAUGAACAGCGGAUGAUUUUGGACUGCGUGCUUGAUAAAAAAGACUGUGUCGCCGUGUUACCAACAGGUUUUGGAAAAUCGCUCCCAUUUCAAGCGUAUUUGCCAGUGAAGAGAGCUUUACUCCGUGAUGAUAGCUUCGGGAAAGUAAUUGUUUGCUGUCCUCUGGUGUCUCUUAUGCAAGACCAAGUCAGAAAAUUAACUUCCAUAGGAUUAGUAACUGCUGCUUUUAAAGGCACAGACAAGGAGACCGAUGAAUUGAUACAGGCAGGAAAAGUAGACAUCAUCUAUGCAUCCCCCGAGUCAUUAGUUGGAGACAGCCAAUGGAGAUCAACAAUACAAAGACUUAAUGUAACUGUCAUCGUAGUUGAUGAAUUCCACACAGUUGUCACAUGGGGUGGUCUAGAAGCAGAUAAGGAGGAUAAAGUGUUCCGAAAGUGGUUUCGGCGUGUUGGAGAGAUCCGAUCGUACUUUCCUGAGGCAUCAUUAUUAGCACUAAGCGCGACUUGCACAAAGACAAUUAAAAAGAGGGUGAUAGAAGUUUUGGGACUGAAGGACUACACGAACAUUACAGUUUCCCCAAAUAAAGAAAACAUCAAGUACAUUGUGAAGAAAGUAGACCCUAACAUUGAAAGUUCUUUGUUGUGGAUUUUGGACUCAUUUCGAGAUUUAAAAAAGGAGUUCCCACGGACAAUAUUUUAUUGCAACUCAAUAAGAGAUGUUGGGCGUGUGUACAACUUCAUAGUGUCUGAACUAUCAGAUGUUACUAACAUUGAAAACAUGGUUGAAAUGUUUCAUUCUGAAACAACAGAAGAUAAAAAAAAGAAAACCCUUGAAAAAUUGACUGAGGACAGUGUUUUGCGCAUUAUUGUUGCUACCAGUGCACUGGGAAUGGGUGUAAAUGUUUAUGCAUGUCACAAUGUUAUAAUUUAUGGACCUCCUAGGUGUUUGAUAGACUUUGUCCAGGAAACAGGGCGAGUGGGAAGGGAUGGGGAACAAUCAUGUGCCUUUUUGAUGUAUUAUGGUCAACAACUACGGAAUGUUGACCAGGACGUCAAAGACUUCCUCACUUCAACUGAUUGCCGAAGAUUGCAACUGCUCAAGACAUUUCUUUCGGAGAGCGAGUUAAAGCUGGUACAAGGUACCAGAAUACAUACUUGUUGUGACAUUUGUGAUACAGGAUGUUCCUGUAAUUCAUGUUCUUCGACAAUUUUAGAAAAAUAUAUGACAAAUCUGUCUUUAGAUGAUGUACAUGUAAUGGAAACCUCAAGCAGUGACAGUGAUACUGUAUCAUAUGAGUAUGAAUCUGAUGAGGAUCUUGAUGAGAUUAAAUCAACUUAAGGUUCAAAUUUACACAAAA